Molecule: messenger RNA, 3234 nt
Organism: Panicum virgatum (switchgrass)
Lineage: Eukaryota; Viridiplantae; Streptophyta; Magnoliopsida; Poales; Poaceae
Product: CBL-interacting protein kinase 3-like
Exons: 15
Coding region: 724-2082 (452 amino acids)
Biological process (GO): protein phosphorylation; signal transduction
Molecular function (GO): protein kinase activity; ATP binding
Source: RefSeq, a predicted model, not a curated record
UGCCUGCCUCCCUAGACCGAGAGAGAGACCGGUGAGAAGACAAGAAAGAGGCAAUGGUGCGUGUCCGCUGCGCUCUGCUUGGUCGGCGUGACGUGGUGCCAAGGCAAGGAAGGCCGCCGUUACGUUGGGGGCGGCGACCUCGCGUAGCGUAGGAGGAACUGCCAACUGACGCCUGCCUACCUACCUACCUGCGUCUGCGUGCAGCAGGCACCUCACCUGCCAGGAAGCUUCCUUUCCUGCCCUACUCUCCCCCACGCAUGGCAUGCAGUUGCAGGCCAUCUGGCAUUCCGGCGGCCUGUUUCAUUCUUCCCGUUGCGUUGCAUAGCAUUGUUGGCUUGGGCUUUUGGAUGAAAGAAACGAAGGAAGGAAGGAAGGAUCAUCCAUAUCCAUCUGACCAUCCAUCCAUCUCCUCUGCAGUCCUGUACAGUACUGUUGGUGUUGUAUAUACGCGUGCGUGCUGACAUCACAUGGCACAUCCCUUGUGUUCCACCUAUAUAUCUAUCUAUCCCAUUGAAUCAGCUAGCUGUGAUGUACUGUACGCGUUUCCAGCAGCAAUCGUUGGUGUAGUCUUGUAGCUUGUUGUUGACAUUGGACACGGGUGAUGAGAUGAUCCCAUCCCCAUCCAUGGCAACAGGGAGAGCCAAAUCACUGUAGAUUAAAAGCUGCUUUCUCUUCUCUCGUCUUGUUGCUAGGUCUCUGACAAUUGGAAGACUGUCUUGGAGCAUGUAUAGGGCCAAGAGAGCUGCUUCACUUAAGGUGAAGCGCCGCGUUGGCAAGUAUGAGCUUGGCCGCACAAUUGGGGAAGGAACAUUUGCAAAGGUCCGGAUUGCAAAGAACAUAGAAACUGGGGAUCAUGUAGCUAUCAAGAUCAUUGACAAAGCAAAGGUUCACAAGCACAAAUUGGUUGAACAGAUUAAGCGGGAAAUUUGCACGAUGAAAUUAAUACAGCAUCCCAAUGUUGUCCGACUGUAUGAGGUGAUGGGAAGUAAAACGAGGAUUUACAUUGUUCUGGAAUUUGUUAUGGGUGGAGAGCUCCAUGAUAUCGUUGCCACAAGUGGAAGAUUGAAGGAGGACGAAGCACGCAGAUACUUUCAGCAGCUGAUAAAUGCAGUAGAUUAUUGUCAUAGUAGGGGUGUAUACCACAGAGACUUGAAGCUAGAGAACCUGUUGCUUGAUAUUGCUGGAAACAUCAAAAUUUCAGAUUUUGGGUUAAGUGCUAUAUCUGACCAAGUGAAGAACGAUGGACUACUGCAUACUACAUGUGGAACACCUAACUAUGUUGCUCCAGAGGUUAUUGAUGACAAAGGCUAUGAUGGUGCCCUUGCAGACCUUUGGUCUUGCGGGGUAACCCUGUUUGUGCUGCUUGCAGGGCAUCUGCCUUUCGAGGAUGACAACAUUGCAUCCCUUUAUAAAAAGAUCUCAGGAGCUCAGUUUACAUGUCCUUCUUGGUUUUCUGCUGGAGCCAAGAGGCUGGUCACCAGAAUUCUGGAUCCUAAUCCUUCAACUCGGAUUACGGUUCCUCAAGUACAGAAGGAUCCAUGGUUCAAAAAGGGCUACAAGCCAUCUGUUUUCGAUGAGAAAUGUCAAGUUACUCUAGAUGAUGUUCAUGCUGCUUUUGGAGACUCAAAGGAACUUCUUGUAACAGAGGAAAUGGAAGGGCAACCAACCUCGAUUAAUGCAUUCGAAUUGAUUUCAAUGAACAAGGGGCUAAAUCUGGAGAAUUUCUUUGAAUCUGAUAAGAAGUACAAGCGAGAAACAAGAUUUGCAUCGGAAUGUCCUCCGAAAGAAAUCAUCAAUAGAAUAGAAGAAGCUGCUAAGCUACUUGGGUUUGAUAUCCAAAAGAAAAACUACAAGAUGCUAAUGGAGAACACAAAAGCAGGAAGAAAAGGAAAUCUAAAUGUCGCCACUGAGGUUUUCCAAGUGGCUCCAUCCCUGCAUGUGGUUGAGCUGAAGAAGGCAAAGGGAGAUACACUGGAGUUUCAAAAUUUCUACAGAACUCUGUCCAUGGAGCUGAAGGACGUCGUUUGGGUAUGCGAUGAUCAAGUCAAAGACGGAAACCUCCACGCCAUGAAGCGGUUGUAGAAUUUUAAGCUUACAGAACUUAGUUGGGGGACAAAACGAGAAACUUAUUUUCCAUGUACAUAGCUCCCUUGGUACAAAGAAGUUUGAUGCCUAAUAUAAUGUACAUAUAGGCUUCGACUGCAAAGGCAGCUUAAGGUUUUGGAUGAAUGAAGAGGUAGAUGAAGCGUAGGUCAGAAGUUUGGUUGUUCGUGUAGUGAAACACUGACAUGGUAUUCAGCUAUUCAUAUUCAACUAGAAACACAGGCGCGGCAUUGCCGCGCCACCAGAGUUGGUAAGCCUAGGAUUACUUACCCAGUCAACACUUCAUUUUGCAUUAUGGCAUUAUCAGCAAACAAUAGUUGAACCGAGGACAAAUUUAGUGAAUUAUCAGUGUGUGUCACUGCCAAUUUAUGUAGACUACCAUAGCAAUAUUAGAGCAAAACUAAGUAAUACAUGUGCAAUAUCUUUUUCUGAUAAAUCUCUCCUCUGAAGCCAAAGACAGGUAGCAUCACAAAGCUGCAUCCUUAUAUGUGACAAAACUCAUCAUCCUCGGAAGAAGUUGCACUGGAGAAGGAUGAAAAUAAUAAUAGCUGUUACUAUAUAAUAAAUAUAGUAUUAAUAGAGUGACUACUAUCCGCACACCUUGGAUCAUGAUGCUCUCACCUCAAAACUGUACAUGGUAUUUUGGAACUGAUCUGACAAAGGUCGCAAUCAAAAAAAUCAUAGCAGGAAUCACAAAGGCUUAGGGCUGAAAAAGCUAUAGAAUGCGAGGAAUCAAAUAUUGGGGGUACAUACUGCAGCUCCGCAGCUGACAUUUUGAACUCUUGAAACUUGCUUUUCACUUUUUCUUUAGAAAGACUUCUAAAAUGUCUUCCUUUCACAAUUUAUCUUUGUGUAGAUACAGAGGUUGAAGAUACAAGUGAAAUGUUGGACAUAGGAGUGGCUACUUUCAUGACAAUGAAACACCUUCUAAGUUGUGAAGGGGCUGGUUAGCUAACCCGCCAAAGCACGUAAAAGGUCAAUGGUUACAUUAAUGCAAGUGAUGAUGGAAUUUUUAGCAGACUACUGUGGUCAAAAUUAGUUUUUUUAGCAAAAAUGACGCCCAAUAUUAUUGUACCAAUGCUUGUGAUUACUCAAAACUGGAGAAUGAAAUUAAAACUAAAUUUGGAGCUU